Erinaceus europaeus (western European hedgehog) is the source of this 3955-nucleotide messenger RNA. It is a transcript of the gene RHBDF2, whose product is annotated as rhomboid 5 homolog 2. Gene Ontology annotation, cellular component: endoplasmic reticulum membrane. The record is from RefSeq and is a predicted model, not a curated record. Lineage: Eukaryota; Metazoa; Chordata; Mammalia; Eulipotyphla; Erinaceidae. Bases 844 to 3324 code for a protein of 826 amino acids. The transcript has 19 exons. Gene Ontology annotation, biological process: regulation of epidermal growth factor receptor signaling pathway; regulation of protein secretion. Gene Ontology annotation, molecular function: serine-type endopeptidase activity.
CACCGCCCAGCCUCUGGCAGUGGUUCUCCAGGCUGCGUCCGGGGGACUUGGGGCCGCUGGGAGGUGAGCGCGGGGCGACUGGCCGGGUUGGGCUGGAGGCGGGCGGGCUGGCGGCGGACACCAGAAGGAUCUUUGCGGCGGAAGGGUCGGCGGGGCAGAGCCCAGGCCCGCCCAGGAGCGGCGGUGCGCGACCAGCGGGCGCUGAAACCUGUGCUGCUGAGCGCUCGGCCCACGUGGGCUGAGCCCCAGGCCAGAGGCCGGGCUGGACGCGCACUGCGCCGGCUGGACUGCUGGGCAGCGUCUGCCGACCUCUGGAGGACUGGUUAGACCAUAUCCAUGGGCCUUGGGUCACUAGCUGGGAAGGCACGACGUUUAGGCAGAAGUUUAAAGCCCCGGGAGGAAGAGAGGCGACGGCCCCUUGGCGGCACCGCGCAGUCCCGCCUUAGUGCUGGGAGCGCUUGGAAUUCAUACCCCCCCUCUCCUCUUCCUCUCGGAGCAGCCGGCCGCCAGCCCCAGGUGUAUGGGAUCAGCCACACCUACCUGAAAGCAGCCCAGGAGACUGAGAUCUGGAAGGUUCUGAGACUCGCGGUCCUGAUGUGCUCCUUGGGGCCUGCCAUCCCCAGUGGCUGUGAAUUCUGGGGGAGCUGCACUGCUUGAUCUGGACUGUGUAUCCAUCCUCUCAUCUGUCUCUGAUUCUGCCCACCUCUCCACAGACCUGGGGCUCGACCCCAGAGCAUCCCUGUACUCUAAGGAAAGGCCUGGAACAUGUACUGAAGACCUCCAGCAAAACCAAGGGAAGUGUCAGCCACAUCUACCCUAAAGCCACCCUACCCUUCACCCACCAUGGCCUCCAGCAACAAGAAUGGAGACAGCAGCUCCGUGUCAGGCAGCCGCCUGCAGAGCCGGAAGCCACCCAACCUGUCUAUCACCAUCCCCCCGCCCGAGGCCCCGGCCCCCAGUGAGCAGACCAGCAUGCUGCCCCAGAGGCCCCGCAAUCCCGCCUACCUCAAGAGCGUCAGCCUACAGGAGCCGAGGGGGCGAUGGCAGGAGAGCGGCCCGGAGAAGCGCCUUGGCUUCCGCCGCCAGGCCUCACUGUCGCAGAGCAUCCGCAAGGGCACAGCACAGUGGUUCGGGGUCAGCGGCGACUGGGAGGCAAAGCGACAGCAUUGGCAGCGCCGGAGCCUACACCACUGCAGCGUGCGCUACGGCCGCCUCAAGGCCUCCUGCCAGAGGGACCUGGAGCUCCCUAGCCAGGAAGUGCCUUCCUUCCAGGGCACCGAGUCUCCGAAACCCUGCAAGAUGCCCAAGAUCGUGGAUCCGCUGGCCCGAGGUCGGGCCUUCCGCCACCCCGAUGAGGUGGAUCGGAGCCACGCCCCGCACCCACCGCUGACCCCGGGCGUCCUGUCCCUCACCUCCUUUACCAGCGUGCGCUCAGGCUACUCCCACCUGCCCCGCCGCAAGAGGAUGUCCGUGGCUCACAUGAGCUUCCAAGCCGCUGCAGCCCUCCUCAAGGGACGCUCGGUGCUGGAUGCCACUGGACAGAGGUGCCAUCCGGUCAAGCGCAGCUUCGCCUACCCCAGCUUCCUGGAGGAGGACGCAGUGGACGGGGCAGACACAUUCGACUCCUCGUUCUUUAGUAAGGAAGAGAUGAGCUCCAUGCCUGAUGAUGUGUUUGAGUCUCCCCCACUUUCUGCCAGCUACUUCCGGGGGAUCCCUCGCUCAGCCUCCCCAGUCUCCCCAGAUGGGGUGCAGAUCCAGCUGAAGGAGUCCAGCCGGGCCCCUGCCCCUGCGGCCAGGCGAGGCAAGCGCAUCGCCUCCAAGGUGAAACACUUUGCCUUUGACCGGAAGCGGCGGCACUACGGCCUGGGUGUCGUGGGCAACUGGCUGAACCGCAGCUACCGCCGCAGCAUCAGCAGCACCGUCCAGCGGCAGCUAGAGAGCUUCGACAGCCACCGGCCCUACUUCACCUACUGGCUGACCUUCGUCCACAUCCUCAUCACACUGCUGGUGAUCUGCACGUACGGCAUCGCUCCCUUGGGCUUUGCCCAGCAUGUCACCACCCAGCUAGUACUCAGGAAUAAAGGUGUAUAUGAGAGCGUCAAGUACAUCCAACAGGAAAACUUCUGGAUUGGCCCCAGCUCGAUUGACCUGAUCCACUUGGGAGCCAAGUUUUCUCCCUGCAUUCGGAAGGACCAGCAGAUUGAGCAGCUGGUGCAGCGGGAACGGGACCUGGAGCGGGACUCGGGCUGUUGCGUGCAGAACGACCACUCCGGCUGCAUCCAGACUCUGCACAAGGACUGCUCGGAGACUUUGGCCACUUUUGUCAAGUGGCAGGAUGAUACAGGGCCACCCAUGGACAAGUCAGAUCUAGGCCAGAAGCGGAUCUCAGGGGCCGUGUGUCACCAAGACCCCAGAACCUGUGAGGAGCCGGCCUCCAGCGGUGCCCAUAUCUGGCCUGAUGACAUCACCAAAUGGCCAAUCUGCACGGAGCAGGCAAGAAGCAACCACACUGGCUUCCUGCACAUGGACUGUCAGAUCCGGGGCCGCCCCUGCUGUAUUGGUACCAAGGGCAGCUGCGAGAUCACCACUCGGGAAUACUGUGAGUUCAUGCACGGCUACUUCCAUGAAGAUGCCACUCUCUGUUCCCAGGUGCACUGCUUGGACAAGGUGUGUGGCCUGCUGCCCUUCCUGAACCCUGAGGUCCCAGACCAGUUCUACAGGCUCUGGCUCUCUCUCUUCCUCCACGCAGGCGUGGUGCACUGCCUGGUGUCUGUGAUCUUCCAAAUGACCAUCCUGCGUGAUCUGGAGAAGCUGGCCGGCUGGCACCGCAUCUCCAUCGUCUUCAUCCUCAGUGGCAUCACCGGCAACCUGGCCAGCGCCAUCUUUCUCCCCUACCGGGCAGAGGUGGGCCCUGCUGGGUCACAGUUUGGCCUCCUGGCCUGCCUCUUCGUGGAGCUGUUCCAAAGCUGGCAGUUGCUAGAGCGGCCCUGGAAGGCCUUCCUGAACCUGUCGGCCAUCGUGCUCUUCCUGUUUGUCUGUGGCCUCCUGCCCUGGAUCGAUAACAUCGCCCACAUCUUCGGCUUCCUCAGCGGCCUGCUGCUGGCCUUUGCCUUCCUGCCCUACAUCACCUUUGGCACAAGUGACAAGUACCGAAAGCGUGCCCUCAUCCUGGUGUCCCUGCUGGUCUUUGCCGGCCUCUUUGCCUCCCUGGUCAUCUGGCUGUAUGUCUACCCCAUCAACUGGCCCUGGAUCGAAUACCUGACCUGCUUCCCCUUCACCAACCGCUUCUGUGAGAAGUAUGAACUGGACCAGGUGCUACACUGACCGGUCCCCACUGGGAAGGGUGGGCCUACCCCCACACUGUUCCUGGGAUAGACAAGGUGCCCCACACCAUGCUCCAGGGGCACCCUGGGGGCCAGGCUCCCCCCCCCCCAACUUUGAGAGGAUGAUCAUGGAAAUGGUUUCUGGGGAAUGUCCAGUCUCUGGACAGACUUGGGGACUCUCUGAGGACUUCCUGCACAACAAGUCCAGACCUGGCUUCCGCCCUGUUCCCCACUAGCAAGAUCACUUCCUGGGGGUGAAUUUCUUCCUCCCUGGUGUCCCCAGCCUUCUGCCACCUCUUUUCCCUGUCAUCACUGUGAGGCUAUGGGGGUGCCCACCCCGGCCCCCCUUUCUAUUGUCCCCAUUCAGUCCUAAGGACCUUGCCUUUAACAGUGGCCUGGUAGAAGAGGCUUUGGCCAUGGCCAGUGGCAGAAAAGGCACCAAGGAAACAGCUCAGGACUGGGGAAAUAGCUCACUUGGGUAGUGUGCUGCUUUGCCAUGUGCGAGACUCGGGUUCAAACCUGGUGCCCACGGCAUUGAAGGGAACUUUAGUCCUGUGGUCCCUUUUACUUUUUGUCUCUAGAAAGAGAGAAGGGGGAGAGAGAGAAAAAAAGAAAAAGAAAAAAAGAAAGAA